Molecule: messenger RNA, 402 nt
Organism: Chaetomium strumarium
Lineage: Eukaryota; Fungi; Ascomycota; Sordariomycetes; Sordariales; Chaetomiaceae
Exons: 2
Coding region: 1-402 (133 amino acids)
Source: RefSeq, a predicted model, not a curated record
AUGACAUUGACGGCGAGGCUAAUCCCUCGUCUCUUCCUCUCAACAAGCCGACUUGGAAGACUCCGCCACAAUUUACCAUCAGCGUCCCUGCCGCCGUUCCGCCAAGCAACAAGCCAAAGAGGCAUCUACUAUACAAGCGCCCCUCUGCCUCCCAUAAACAACAGCAGCAACAACAACAACAAUAACAACACCUAUAACAACCCCGUCCCCAUCGUCCAGCGCAACCCGCGUAUUAUCGUCGGCGUGACCGGCGCAACAGGCACCAUCUUCGCGGCACAGGCCACGCUCAAGUACGAGAUGGACGGCAGCAACAGCAUCACGCCGGUACAGCUAGCCUCAUUCGCGACAUGCCACUACGCGAUCCGGGACCUGUCGGCGCCGCCCGCGAGCGGCUCCUUCUAG